CGUAAAUUGUAAUUUUGUCUGCUUUGCCCGUAAAAUGAGUCAUAGCACACAGUUCAGCAGGGACAUGCGUUUAUCGCAUGAAUUAAACAAGACAUAAAGUGUCUAAAAUAAAUGUGCACAGUUCAGCUGAAUGAUGAAGUUUACUAUGUAUGCUUUGCACAAUAUUAACAAACUCUACAAUGAAACAAAAUAACCAGAAAAUUACUAGGUGAUAGAGCUCGUGGUUUAUCUGAUGCGCUCUCGACCACUGAUCUAUGCUCGUGACGUUUUCUUUUAUAAUUAUCAUUGGCUGAUAGAAAUCUUUUAAGAAAUAGUAGGCUAUUUUAGAUGGUAAUAAGAUCAAGUCCCUCGAUGACGUCAUGAUCUAUUCUGUCGUGCAGCGCUCAAAAUUGUGGACAAGCCAGUUCCACCGUAAAAUAACCUCUGCAUCUUUUUUUCCCCUUGAACUGGUGCAUUAAAACUAUCUAUCCAAAUCAGGAAACUAAUCAUACUUCUAAUCACUAUUAGCGAGCAUGAGGGAGGCGAAUGAAAAUAAUCUUUUAUCUCACAACUCUUGUGUAAAUACGGCUUUUAGCGAGCAUGAGGGAGGUGAAUAGUGCUUCUCAAACGAAAAAUUCAGAUGAUCAGUACCGACUCGUUUUCUUCAGUUUAUUUUCGUGAAUUUAAAUGUGUGCAGCUUUCGUAGGAUGCAGCCUUCCGUUUGAGAGACUCCCAUAGAUCAGCUUUGUUGAACUGAAACAGGCUCUGAAUGAGGAGUCGAUUCCCCCUGAUGGAAUCGACUCUCGAUUCCCAACGCCUCAGAAUCGAGGAAUCGAUUCUUUUCGGAAUCGAUUCCCAGCCCUAUUUCUACUAAAGCCGACUGAGACAGCUACCGGCAGAAACACAGGUUGAAUCCGAAGAAAACGGUUUACGCGAACAGAAACAGUGUUGUUGUUUUAAAUCGAACCGGUUAAUUUUCUUUCCCUUUUUAUUUUUUCAUAUCAUUCAAUAACUGGAUUCAUAGGUAAAGUGUAAACGACUUUAAACGUAAAUCUUCAAGAACGAGAUGGCUCGAGGAGAGGGCACAGAGCAGUACUCCAAUACCAGUCUCCUUCAAAAACCCAGCCCAGAUGGAAUCAGACUGGCGGCAAAGCGUAAAUCAAGGGGCCAGUUGUCUGUAUGCAGCAAGUUGUGUUAUGCCAUUGGGGGAGCACCAUAUCAGAUAACAGGAUGUGCAAUCGGCUUCUUCCUUCAGAUCUACCUGCUGGACGUUGCUUUGUUGGACCCAUUUUAUGCCUCCAUCAUCUUGUUUGUGGGUCGAGCAUGGGAUGCCAUCACAGACCCUACGGUGGGCUUUCUAAUCAGCCGGAGUCCCUGGACCAGAUUUGGAAGAAUGAUGCCCUGGAUUGUACUGUCUACCCCAUUUGCUGUGCUAUGCUAUUUCCUCAUUUGGUACGUGCCAUCUGUUGACCAAGGCAAGGUUGUUUGGUACCUGAUCUUCUACUGCUCCUUCCAAACAUUACAGACAUGCUUCCACGUACCGUAUUCUGCACUUACUAUGUUUAUCAGCACUGAGCAGAAGGAAAGGGAUUCAGCCACAGCCUAUCGAAUGACUGUUGAGGUUUUGGGCACGCUCAUUGGCACUGCUGUUCAAGGUCAGAUCGUGGGAAUGGCUAGCGCUCCUUGUAUCAGCGCUGGCGAGGACCUGAACUCUACCGAUCUGCAGGUGGCUUCCGAAGUCAACAUCACUGAGCCUCAUGUUUCACUGGAGCAUCUGAGAAAUGCUUAUAUGAUCGCAUCUGGUGUCAUCUGCUCAAUUUAUGUCCUCUGUGCCAUGGUCUUGUUCCUUGGUGUGAAAGAACAAAAAGAGACCUGCAGGGUUAGGACUGAGCCCAUGCCGUUCUUCCAGGGCAUUCGUAUGGUGAUGGGUCACGGCCCGUAUGCCAAGCUGGUCAUGGGCUUCCUCUUCACCUCUCUGGCUUUUAUGUUCCUGGAGGGAAACUUUGCACUGUUCUGUAGCUACACCCUUGGCUUCAGAAAUGACUUCCAAAACAUCCUUCUCGUCAUUAUGCUCUCCGCCACACUUGCCAUCCCAUUUUGGCAAUGGUUCCUCACAAAAUUUGGCAAGAAGACUGCUGUGUUUAUUGGGACUACAUCUGUGGUGCCUUUCCUGAUCUCCGUCGUCUUGGUGCCCAGCAAUCUUAUUGUGACGUACAUCGUGUCCUUUGCCGCUGGAGUCAGCGUUGCAGCGGCCUUCCUCCUGCCAUGGUCCAUGCUUCCCGACGUCGUGGAUGAUUUUAAAGUCCAGAAUCCUGAAUCUCAGGGCCACGAAGCCAUCUUCUACUCCUUCUAUGUGUUCUUCACCAAGUUUGCAUCUGGAGUUUCCUUGGGGGUCUCAACUCUUAGCCUUGAUUUUGCCGGCUAUGUGACGAGAGGUUGCACACAACCUGCCGAAGUCGAUUUAACAUUGAAGAUCCUGGUGUCUGCUGCUCCGAUCUUCUUCAUCAUUAUCGGGCUGCUAAUAUUCAUCUCGUAUCCAAUCAACGAGGAAAAGAGACAAGGCAACAACAAACUGCUUAAAGAACAACGAGAAAAUGAGAUCGACUCGGACUCCACUGAGCUCAAUGUGGUUUAAUAGCACCAGAACACUAGACCGAACAUCGUGCCAAUUGCAUCGGACCAACAGAGCCAAAACAAACUGAGUGGAUGCUUUGAACCAACCAUGCUGCCUUGUGGCUAAAAGCUUCCACCCAUAUCACCCUUACACGACCCCAAAUCAACUUGAAACGUAACCUUUGCCAGCUCAAGCUCAAAGUGCCUUGCCAUUUCCAGUUGCAAGUGCUUAUGGACGCUAGAAGCGUUUCCCUGAGUUGCACAAGGCUUAUGUGUGGCCAGUAUUUGUGCUGCUCGCUGGUAUAGGAUCUCAAAGCAGUGUCCAAAAAAGCCAGCUUUUGAGAAGCACACAUCUAAACUGCACUAAAAAUGAUCUGAGGUGGGACAUGUCUACCAUAAGAAGAAAUUGGAACAUUUUAAAAAAAGGUUUUUAGGUGCUAAAACCAAAAAUGCAUCGUGAUUGAAAGGUACAUUUUGGGAGGAAUAUCUGUGAAACUGUACACAACUAAGUAAUAUUUGUAUGUAAUUUAAUAUUUAUGAAUGCUUUUGUGCAUCUAACUGGAUAAGCAGACUUGAAACAUUGAGACGUGAGUGGGGUUUGAUUACAUCGAACUUCAGUAUUGUGCACAAAAGGUUAUUGUUUAUUUCUUGUAUUACUUUCCUAUUGUGCUGCUUUUCAUCUGUCUCUGCUCUCUUGGGGCAAACAGAGCUCUUUUAGAGGGAUGCGCUGAGGGAUGAACUCACAAAUUUGGUCCCUCAACACCUUCAGAUGAUAUGCUUCAGAUCAGAGGAUCUUAUUCGAUUAAGUUCUGGAUGGGUUCACUAAAGUGUGGAUGAAAGUGUUCCUGAUAAAUGAGGAUAUGAACUAGCAGGACGCCAUCCGACUAUGUGGGGUUAAAAUGUACGAUCCAUUGCUUAUUUUGUGAGGGGGAACAAGAUUAAGUAUUUAUUACUUUUGUUUUAGAUCGUAUGUUGAUUUGAUUAUGUCUGUUUCUCCCAUCUUCCUUAAUUUAUCUCGUUUAAGGGCCUCCGUUACAUGAAAUAAGGGCAAUUAGAGCUGGCACUGCUGAAUUAUGUCUAAUAUGCCAUUAAUUCCUAUGGAAAAGCCAAUCUGUGUGUUUACAAGUGACACUGCUGUUUGUUUAGGUGCUAAAUUAAUCUGAUUUCUGGUCUGUUCGUUUUCGUGUCAGUGUCCGUACAGUAGUUGUCUCAAAAGUGCUUUUAUUAUUCUAUUGUGCUCUGCCUGUAACUUCUGUGUCAAAGAUCUGAAUGCCGAGUGUUUCUCUACCAUCUGUAAGUACUGUGAUAUAUGUACAUAGACCAUCUGAUCAAAUUUUCUGUUUGGGGAAAUUGUAAUGGCUUGUAAAAAAUAUUUGUGUAAAUGUCUUUUUUUUAUAUGUACAUAUGAUAUGCAUUGAAAUCUCAUCAGUGCAUGUUUGGAGUCAAUACAGUUUUCUAACAUGUGCCAAUUUUGUGUUGAUGCAUCUGUGAAAAUGUUUGUUAAUAAAUACUUAUUAAUA
This is a messenger RNA of Cyprinus carpio (common carp), 4112 nucleotides long. It is a transcript of the gene mfsd2ab, whose product is annotated as major facilitator superfamily domain containing 2ab. Lineage: Eukaryota; Metazoa; Chordata; Actinopteri; Cypriniformes; Cyprinidae. Gene Ontology annotation, molecular function: lysophospholipid:sodium symporter activity. The record is from RefSeq and is a predicted model, not a curated record. Gene Ontology annotation, cellular component: membrane. Gene Ontology annotation, biological process: carbohydrate transport.